AUGUCAUCGCAGCCGGCCCGACCGCCGCAGCUGCCGCCUGGCUGGACUCUUCAAUGGGAUGCCGCUGCCGGCAGAAAUGUGUUCGUGGAAACGGCGACAGGCCGUAAAAGCUGGAAUCCGCCCAUGGGAACGACACCCCAGCGCCAGCAGGGACCGCGUGCACACCCUUCCGCCAUGAAGCGCAUGUCGAUGCCCGUGAUGCCCGUGUCUCGUCCCGUGCCCGGACCAGGCGGUGCCAGUGCGCCCCAGGGCCGUCCCGUGCGCCCAGGUUUGGGCCAUGGCCGCAUGCCGAGCAUGCAGGCUCCUGGGGCGCCCCGCGUACUCUCCGGCCCAGCACGUCCCCCCUUCCGGACCCUUAGCGGUGCACAGCAUGCUCGGAGUCCUACGAUGGUGCGCUCCCCUGUGAUGCCAAGCUCCCCUACAGGCGCCAUGCGCGGCGCCGCGCCGAGUGCACGACCUAUGCCUGGCACGCAUGUCGCUCGGCCCCAAGCCAUGCGCUCGAUCAGCCAUGGCCCCCGGCCACCCCCGAAAAAUCCCAUGGUGGAAGCGACCGCGGGCACCACGGCGCCAGCGCAGGCCCCUGCGUCGACGACGGCGUCGGCGCCUGCUGCGCCCACACCCCAAUCGCCACCCAUGCCCGGUCCUCGGGCCCACCCUGCCUCGCGACGCCGCGCGUACCCUACAGCUCAUAUCGCCGCGCACAGCAUCAGCUACUCUGGCAACGAGGUCCCGGCCGCGACGCCCGCGGAUCAAGCGAAUAGCGUGUUCACGCCUGCUGCCAUGGGCCACACGCCGACUCGCAGUGUAUCCACGACCAUGCAUGCUCCUGCUGCGAAUGCGACGCCCGUAAGCCCGAUGAAUCAGCCCAUGAUGGGACUGCCGGCGCAAGUCCCGAAUCCCCUGGCCGAUGCCACCUCGUCGUUGAUCACGCCUGGCCUUCAAGGUGCCGCGCCGCCCGUGCCUGGUGUCUCUGACGUCACACAGCAAAUGCAACAAAUGGGUAUGCAGCCGAUGGGUGCGGCGCGUGUGGGAAAUCAGCUCUUGAACGCCGUGGUGGGUGCGCAGCCGCCGAUCAUGUCGGACUUGGACGCCCCCCCACCUCCCAUUGUGCUUCCACCGAAUGCGACUGUCACACCAUCUUCUCGCGCUAAUGUGGACCCAUCGUACCAGCGAUGCACUCUGAAAGCCAUCCCCACCACCAACUCCCUCCUGACGAAAUCCAAGCUGCCUUUUGGUGUCGUGCUGUCGCCCAUGCGCUCUGUGCGCCCGGAAGAUGGCGACGAGCCUGUGCCUGUCGUCUCCGACUCGGUGAUUGCACGCUGUCGUCGCUGCCGUACGUACAUCAAUCCAUUUGUCACGUUUGUCGACAAUGGCCAACGCUGGAAGUGCUGCAUGUGCUACAUCACCAACGAAGUACCACAGCUCUUUGACUGGAACCAGGAAACGAAUCAGCCAGCUGAUCGAUGGCAGCGACCUGAGCUCAACUCGGGUAUCGUGGAAUUCGUCGCGCCGCGCGAGUACAUGGUUCGCCCACCACAGCCACCAGUAUACGUGUUCCUCAUGGACCUAACGUAUGCGUCUGUGUCGAGCGGCAUGCUCACAACGAUGGCAACCACCCUCCUCAAUACGCUGGAUACCAUGCCGAACAAAGACAAUCGUGCCAAGGUGGCCUUCAUCGGGUUCGACUCGCAACUGCACUUUUUCCGUAUGCUGCCGGGCGGCACGGACGUGUCUAUGUUUGUGGUGAGCGAACUGGACGAUGUGUUCCUACCGCAGCCCAACGAUUUGCUCGUCAACCUCACCGAAUGCCGUGCAUGCGUUGAAUCCAUGCUGCGGAGCAUGGGCGACUUGUUUGCCAAUGCUGCCGUAACGCCAUCGGCGCUGGGCGCUGCAUUACGCGCGGCUCACAAACUCACGUCUGCCACGGGUGGCAAGAUUGAGGUGUUCUCGUCGUCCCUCAGCAACCUGGGCCCCGGUGCUCUCAAGAUGCGUGACGACAAGAAGCUGUACGGCGGUCCCCGCGAGAGCUCUCUGCUCAGCCCACAGUCCUCGUUCUACAAGAGCUUUGCCAUUGACUGCUCGCGCAGCCAGGUAUCGGUCGACAUGUGGCUAUUUGGCCCCUCGUAUGUGGAUGUCGCCACACUCUCCUGUCUGCCUCGCUACACGGGCGGUCAAACGUUCUACUACCCGAUCUUCGACCCUCAGCACCCAGAAGUGGUCUCCAAGUUCUCACACGAGCUCCGCUCGGUGCUGUCUAGCCCCAUCAGCUUCGAGGCGGUGCUGCGAAUGCGUGCCACCCGUGGUAUCCGUCCCAUCUCAUUCCAUGGCAACUUUUUCGUGCGCUCCUCCGAUCUAUUGGCUCUACCAAGCGUGCCAAGUGACCAGAGCUACAUGAUCGAAUGCGAAAUCGACGAGCCACUACACACGCACGUGGCCGUGCUUCAGAGCGUCGUGCUACACAGCACAGCCGACGGUGAACGUCGCAUUCGUGUCAUGACCACAGCCGUGCCUACGACAACGAGUCUCUCGGAAGUGUAUGCUAGUGCUGAUCAGGUGGCUAUCGCAUCGUUCCUGGCCAACAAGGCUGUAGAAAAGAGUCUGCACUCGCGCUUGGAAGAUGCACGCAGCUUGAUCAGGUCGCGCUUGAUUGAAAUCUUCACGGCGUAUCGCAAUACCAUGACCAACACACGCGGCGGUAAUGCGGCUCACUUGACCAUCGCGAGCAAUCUUUCGCUGCUCCCUCUCUUGUCACUCGGCCUGCUCAGGAACCGAAGUCUGCGUAUUAGCACACAGAUCCCCAGUGAUGUGCGGGCGUACAAUCAAACACUUCUCACGACGCUCCCUGCGCAACGCCUCAUUCCCUUCCUACUGCCUGUGCUGUACUCAUUGCACAAUAUGCCGGCUGAUGCAGGUACCGUUGAUCCUACGUCCCAAAUGCUCAUUAUGCCACCUCGACUAAAUCUCUCUAGCGAACGCUUCGAAAGACACGGUCUGUACCUGAUCGAAGACGGCAUGAGCAUCUUCUUGUGGCUGGGCCGCGCUGCCGUGCCAGCUCUAACCAUGGAUGUCUUUGGGGCUCCAGACUAUGCGUCACUCGCAUCAGGUCCUAUCACUCUUCCUGUCCUGGAUAACAGCAUGUCGCAGCGGCUGCGCGCUAUUGUGGAUCGCAUUGUCGUGCAGCGUCGCGGUCCCUACCUGCCACUGCUGUAUUUGGUCAAGGAGGACGGCGAGCCAGGCAUGCGUCAAUUGGCGCUGAGUCGCAUGAUCGAAGAUCGUUAUGAACAAACUAGUGGCUACUUACAAUUUCUUGGCCAGAUCCGCGAUAAGGUCAACGGUGCAUAA
Molecule: messenger RNA, 3342 nt
Organism: Malassezia restricta
Lineage: Eukaryota; Fungi; Basidiomycota; Malasseziomycetes; Malasseziales; Malasseziaceae
Product: protein transport protein SEC24
Exons: 2
Coding region: 1-3342 (1113 amino acids)
Biological process (GO): endoplasmic reticulum to Golgi vesicle-mediated transport; COPII-coated vesicle cargo loading; intracellular protein transport
Cellular component (GO): COPII vesicle coat; endoplasmic reticulum exit site
Molecular function (GO): zinc ion binding; SNARE binding
Source: RefSeq, a predicted model, not a curated record